Microdochium trichocladiopsis is the source of this 2475-nucleotide messenger RNA. RefSeq lists its product as uncharacterized. Bases 1 to 2475 code for a protein of 824 amino acids. The record is from RefSeq and is a predicted model, not a curated record. Lineage: Eukaryota; Fungi; Ascomycota; Sordariomycetes; Xylariales; Microdochiaceae. The transcript has 5 exons.
AUGUCAACAGCCCCACACCCGAGCGCGGCUGAUAUGGGGACAGAGAACAUCACCAGCAUGCGGGCGGCCUGCUUUGCCAACGACACGAAGACGAAAGGAGGCAGGCACCUGCAGCACUCCGGGCCUGAAGGCGAGGACGCUGCCGGCAACCGCCACAUCAACAACACCAUCUCCUCGCCAGCUGCACUCAAGGCGCACGUCGCCCACCUCGAGCAGCAGCUGGUCGCCGCUCAAACCCUGCUGAGCAGCCUGGGUUAUGCCUCGACCGACUCUGUGCCGUCGGCGAUGUUGACCGCCCGGGCGAUGCUACCCCCGACGCCCUCAGCCAUCGAGUUUGAGCUAAUGACACGCUUCCCAGCACCUUUCCCCGUGCUGGACCACACCGAUUCAGCCAUGUUUGACACCUUUGCACGCACUCUGUCGCCGGGCCCGCGCACGUCCGUAACCGCUCUACCCGGUCCCAAACCCCGAGAUCCCCGGCUUAAACGGCUGCGUCUGGCCCCGUGGCUUGCCGCCCCUGUUGCCGACGGUUUUGCCCAGGCCCUCAUCGCCUUCUACCUCGAUAACGACCACCUCGUCUUUCCCUUUUUCGACGCCGAUGUCGUCCUCGAUGGCCUUGCAGAGGGCAUUCCAAGCGAUGUCUGCUCGCCUUUCCUGGUGGCCGCCCUGCUUUACAUGGCCAGUCUGGAAUACGCCUCGAUAGACCCCCCGGCCAUCCGCGUCUCUACCAUCUUUCUCGACGAAGCCCGCCGCCUGUGGCCGCGCAGCCCGGCCCCUGACACGGUCGCAACCGUCUCGGCGUACGGCCUGAUGAGCGCCGCCCUCCUCUUUGUAGGCCAGGAUACCCUUGGGCUCGAAACUGCCACUGCCGGCCGCGCCAUGGCCCAGAGACUCGGCUUGUUCGGCGUCGACCCGGACGGCCCCCAAGCAGCAGUGAGGAGACUACCCCUUUCGACAACAGGUGGCGAGGCCCUUCGGCGGCGCAAGUGGCUCCGGGCCGCUGCGCACGCGGCAUGGGGCACAUAUAACUGGCACACCAAGCUCAUCCUCUUCUACCACCACCCGCCCAUUCUGCACCCGCCGGGCCUCAGCAUUCCUGGAGACCCGCCCUCGCGGUACACUGCGCUGACUUUCGUCCUGUCGUGCGGCCUGUGGACGAUCGCGCACGAGGUCAUUGCCGUGUACGCGGCCAACAUGGCUGGUGCGAUCGCUGCCCGAGCACCGCUGGCGUUUGCCGAGGCAAAGUACCGGAAGCUGCUGGCCUGGACGGACUCUGUGGACCACGGAGAGCAGCGGCAGCAGGGCGUACGUCGGGGAGACGAGAGCCCUGCCGACGUCCUUGUAUUCCACAUGAUGUUCCACUUCGUCGUCGGCAAGAUCUGGUAUCCUUUCCUACAGGUGACGCCCCAGCCACGACUGCGCUCCUUUGCCUCGCGCGAUGCCACGCCCUGGCACAUCUACGCCGCCUCGGUCAACCAGCUCAAGGACCUCAUCCUGCGCUACCGCGCCAGCUAUCCACAGUCCCUCUUCACGCCCUGGUACAACCCGGCCCUCUUUAUGCUCGCCGGCGCGCUCCUGCGUGAUCCACUUCCUCCGUCCCCGCCAGGCAUGUCCACAACUACAACUACAACCACCACCACCACCAACACCACCAUGCUGCAGCUAUCGCAGCAGCAGGAGAGGCAAGAGCAGCAGGAGCAGCAAAAGCUGUCCCAGGCUUUCCUGAUCCGCAGGAGCUACCUCGUGCUCUGCCUCCGCUGCUGGCAGGACCUGCACGUGUGCUACCCAAAGUACCGGCCGGUGAUGCGGGCCUUCCUCGCGCUGGCGCUGCAGGCGGGCGCCAUCUCGGUGGCCGAGGCGAGGGCCCACGUCGCCGAGCUGGACCGCCGCGGAGCACACCACAAGCAUGUGCGGCGGCAGCGGCAGCCGCAACCACAGCCACGGCAGCCUGGGGAGCGUCCGCACCGGGGUAUUGGGGGCCGUGACGAGGGAUCGCACCAAGAUGAGUCUCGGAGCGCGGCCGCUGGUGCAACUGCCCGGGAUGACGAAGAGCUGCACGCAGAGGGAACCAUUCCAGGUGCAGAGGAGGCAGGACGAGACGGUGGCGGUAAUGCCCGAGCGAGUUCUUCAAGACUCGACACAGAAAUGCAUGGCGCUGGGGCGAUGGCAACAGUGACGAUGACUACCACCGCCGAGGACGAAACUCUACCGGGAGCCACAAGAAAGGAAACGGCUGCCGGCACCGCCACCAACCCCACCGCGCUCGGCGGCCAUGAAGAGGAUGAGGAGGGGGAGGAGGUCAUCGUCAACGCGACCCUCGUGUCCGAGUUCGACCUCCCUUCCGCGCCGCGCGAGCUCUCCGUGCGCGUCAUGGAGGAAAAGUUUGAAGAGCUCGCGCUCUUUGCAGAGUUUACUGCCGACCAGGACCUGGAGGUGCACGGAGAUCAGCACCAGGGCGGUGGCGGCGACCAAUAG